AUGGAAGCCCGGUGUGGACCCCAAUGGCCCGAGGCGUCAGAACGUUUUUGGAAUUGGAACGUUUUGGCGUUUUCUCCGGGGCAGGCAUUGCCGUUCACUAGUGGAGGACACCUGCAGUCAAGCCCAACGGCCACCUGGUGCGUGCCCGAAUGGGCCCAAAAGUCAGAACCUGUUUGGAACGUUUCGGCGUUUGCUCUGGGGGAGGCAUGGCCUUUCAUUAGUGGAGGACCAGUUGAAGCACUUCGACUGUCAAAUGAAGAGCUGAAACGUCAGUGCGAAAACUUGGCUCACGACCUGCGAAAUCUGUGGGUCAGAAACCAGGAACUGGAGGAGGCGCUCUCCUCUCACAAGGCCCAACAACAAGAAUUGUGGGCCAGCCAAGAUCGAAUCAAAUAUUUGGAAGAGCAACUGCAAGCUGCACAGGUUGACGAGGAGACGGAGCCAGACAGCACAGACGUUCCUACUGAUGAUUCCUCUGGUGAUGAGGCUACUGAGUCGGAAAGCUCCGACACACACGGCACGUCUGAGGCACUGGUGAAGCUCCUUGAGGUCUUCAUACUCAGUUGCCGGAACGGCGUUGCGAAAUCAAAGGACCUAGAGGCUGUGUUUGAUGCACCAGAAGCCCUGCAUGAGGACCCUUCAGCAUUCUCGGAUCACGUUUCACCUUGUGGUGCCGAGAGCCAAAGGAUUGAACAGAGGCAAACUGACUCGUCGACAGCCCCAAAAGUUGCUGCCAUACGGCUGACCCCGGCAUUGCCUGAGGACUUGCCGGAACCACCCUUGGCUCCCCUCGAAGAGGAAGAUGACAAGGAAGAGGAAGAUGACAAGGUUGAUGAGAAGGACACGCCGAAACAGCAAAGGCUUUCUAUUGGUUCGCAAGACUCAGACAGAUCGGACAGCACGAAGAUUCCUAGUGACGAUGGUUCGUUUGGCGAUGAGGCGACUGCGACGGAAAGCUCCGACAUACAGGGCACAUCUGAGGCAGAGACGAGGGCAUUGCAGGAGUCCAUGGAUUUCGUGGAGAAGGCACCAAAGUCUCAAUGGAAGCUUCCCGCAUCCGUACUGCGGCUCACUGCAAGACUAGGUGUAGAGGCAGAGACAAGCACGAAAGUUCAGGAAGUAAGGCUGGAAUCUCUGGAGACCACUCUCCUUCCUGAGAUAUUUCUUCAUCUCCUCGGCUUUCUACCUGUGAAGGAAGUAUUAAAGUACAACCUCCAAGCAGUUUCACGCAACUUUUCGAGUCGUGAGGUCUGGAUGACCCACUUGUUAACCUUGUUGGAUUACGAUUCAUUCCAGCCUGUCACUGGCAUUCCGACGGUCCCGGUGUGGCAUCCAAUUGAAGAGUUUACGGCUUGUGUGCGCGUUACUUCCAAGUGCACAGACAGAUCUUUGUCCAUCAGCGAGAGAAGGGCUUCUCCUCCUGUAGCGCAAUUUAUUGCUGAAGCUUCAGAAGGCUUCCAAGGCUGCUUCCAAGCCUUAUGCGGCCCGUGGGCUGACAAGCUCCAAGGCCAUUAUCUUUUCCGUGUCAAUUGGAUCAGAAAGAAGGGGGACGCUCGUUUUGUGAAAUACUGAGGGAAUCAAGACGCAAACAGUUUUUGCCACCA
Cladocopium goreaui is the source of this 1604-nucleotide messenger RNA. The record is from the annotation of a GenBank genome assembly. NCBI's taxonomy places the organism in Eukaryota, Dinophyceae, Suessiales, Symbiodiniaceae.